This is a messenger RNA of Labrus bergylta (ballan wrasse), 834 nucleotides long. The record is from RefSeq and is a predicted model, not a curated record. Lineage: Eukaryota; Metazoa; Chordata; Actinopteri; Labriformes; Labridae.
AGGUGUUUGGAAGUUAUCUGAGGGAUUCUGGCAGAGCUGCUGAACCUGCACAUCACGAUGAGAGCUUCACUCACUGCCGUCUGCCUCGCGCUCCUCCUGUCCUGUGCCUGCCGGGCCAAACCGAAUGGAUCAAAGAACAAGAAGCCAAAACAAGUCAUUCCUGCCAUAGAGUGUGAUGUCAGAGCGGGAAAGAUCAAUCUCCCAGAAUUCAUAGUGAAGUGCCCCGCCCACUGUAAGGAGACCAAGCAGCAGGUGUAUGGAACCACUGUGUACGCCUCCAUCUCCAGCAUCUGCAACGCCGCCAUCCACAGCGGGGUCGUCACGAACGCCGGAGGAAAGGUGAUCGUGAGGAAGAUGGCCGGACAGAACAUCUACAAAGGCAGCAACUCGUACGGCGUGCGCUCGCUGUCUCUGCCCAAGUGGAGGGAGUCGUUUGUUGUCUCAGUGGGGAAGCCGAAGAAAGGAGUGAUCUACCCGUCCACUCUGGACUACGUCCCCUCCAGACCCACAUACGUCAAAACAGGUCAGAAGGAGGCCAAAACCACGGCGCUGCCCACGACGACAGCACCUGAACCUACCACGACUACAACACCUGAACCCACCACGACUACAACCACCACGCCGGCUCCGACCACCACUGUACCCCCGACCCCGCCCACCACCAAGGCUCGGGCUGCGGUGCAUAAAGUCAGAGAUGCAGGCAGCAGCCACCCGUACCUCGCCUCUGUGGCCGCCGCCAGCUCAAGACAGUCACAGAGCAGCCAGGCAAAGACUCACAGCCAAGUCUUCAGAGGAAGUGCCUAUCCCAAUAGAUUCCACAACGUGCCAGUGCAG